AAAAAAAAAAUGGGAGGUCAGCGGCAGCUUUCUUGAUUCUCCAUUCUUGAUCCAUCUCCUCUGCAAAGCUCAAGCUGCAAGCAAGAAAUCUCUCUCUCUCUCCACCAAUUCACUCACCAUUAUAGCUCAUGGAUUCCCAAACACAUCCCUACCGAGCUGCCUCAAAAUCCAAAACUUUCCUGUUCUACGUACCCGCCAUCCUCAUCCUCUCGCUAGCCAUCUUGAUCACUCUCCCCGGCUCAAACUUCUCCAAAACCCAUCACUUGAAAACGCUCCUUUCGCUAAACCCAAGAUCCAUCGUCCAUAAAGUUUCCAACUUUGUCCUUCGGAUCCGAAAACCCAACCAAGACCGGAUCCCGGACUCGGACCCAGCACCGCCAUACUGUGUCCUAUGGAUGGCUCCUUUCCUCUCCGGUGGUGGGUACAGCUCAGAGGCCUGGUCCUACAUUCUGUCCCUCCAGGAGCACGUGAAAAGCCCCAAAUUCAGGUUGGCCAUUGAGCAACAUGGUGAUCUUCAGUCCCUUGAGUUCUGGAAGGGUUUGCCGGAGAAGAUGCAGAGACUGGCUAUCGAGCUUCACCGGACAGACUGUGCAGCGAGCAACACCAUUGUGGUAUGUCACAGUGAGCCUGGUGCUUGGUACCCGCCGUUGUUUCAGACCUUGCCUUGUCCGCCAUCUGGUUAUGGUGAGUACUUGUCUGUGAUUGGGAGGACCAUGUUUGAGUCUGACAGAGUCAACCCUGAGCAUGCCAAGAGAUGUAAUAGGAUGGAUCAGGUGUGGGUUCCUACUGAUUUCCAUGUGGGCACCUUUGUUGAUAGUGGGGUUGAUCCAUCCAAGGUAGUUAAGGUUGUUCAGCCGAUAGAUGUGGAGUUUUUCGAUCAGGCCAAGUAUGAGCCGCUUGAUCUCGGUUCUUUUGGAAAUUUGGUCUUAGGUGAAGAACAAAAGGGUCUUCUUGGUUUGGAAAAAAAGGAGUUUGUGUUCCUGAGUAUCUUUAAGUGGGAGUAUAGGAAAGGUUGGGAUGUGUUGUUGAAGGCAUAUCUAAAUGAGUUUUCUAGAAUUGAUGGAGUUUCUCUGUACUUACUGACAAACCCAUAUCACACAGACAGAAACUUUGGCAACAAGAUUGUCGAGUACGUGAAAGCCUCUAAAAUAGAAGAACCAAACAAGGGUUGGCCUCCAAUAUAUGUGAUCGACACCCACAUUGCUCAAGUGGAUUUACCCAGAAUGUAUAAAGCGGCUGAUGCAUUUGUGCUUCCAUCAAGAGGGGAAGGAUGGGGGAGGCCUCUUGUGGAGGCCAUGGCAAUGUCAUUGCCUGUGAUUGCAACAAACUGGUCAGGGCCCACUGAGUACUUGACAGACGAGAAUAGUUACCCUUUGCCUGUUGAACGAAUGAGCGAAGUGCUGGAUGGGCCAUUCAAGGGGCAUCUAUGGGCCGAACCUUCGGUGAAUAAGCUUAGGAUGCUAAUGAGGCACGUGGUGAGUAAUCCUGCAGAUGGUAAGGCAAAAGGAAGACAAGCCAGGGAAGACAUGAGGCAUAGGUUUGCUCCAGAAAUUGUGGCGGAGAUUGUAGCUGAUCACUUGGAACAUAUACUAGAGAAGAUAACUUGAGUGUGCUAACAUUUCACACCUGCAAAGAUGUUGCUUAUAUUCUUAGAUAUUCGAAUUGUAAAAUAUGUAGCAUUGUGAGUCUGCUUAUUCAGUCAAAUGACUUGAGGCAGCAACUUACGAGAAGCCAAUUCUUCCCUUCUGUAAUCUUAUGGAUGUAAACUGUUGCAUGAAGAGAUUUUGCAUCAUAACAUGAUCAGAUGACAGACAUGCUGACAUUGUGUAUAAUUUGUGAAGGCUGACCAGUGUUUAUAAUAUUGUUCUGGACCACGCAUCCUCUGAUUCGUAAUGUUGAGAAUCAAAUGCCUGGAAAAGAGAGGCCAAAAGUUAGCAUUUGAUGGAGUUUUCCUUUCACUGAGUUCAGAAAUCAUGGCUAGCUUGACAGAUGAGCAUAGCUACCAUUUGCCCAUUGUGUGAAUGAGCAAAGUGCUGGGAGGGCCAUUCAAGGGGCAUCUAUGGGCACCUUCAGUGAAUAAGCUUAGGAUGCCAAUGAGGCAGGUGGUGAGUAAUCCUGCGGAUGGUGAGGCAAAAGGAAGACAAGCCAGGGAAGACAUGAGGCAUAGGUUUGCACCAGAGAUCACAGCGGAGAUUGUGGGUGAUCACUUGGAACAUAUACUGGAGAAAAAAACUUGAGCGUGCUAACACGUCACACCUGCAGAAAGGAAAGCGGAUUGAGGAACUUAAGAGGAUGGGCAUACUUUUCUGGAUCGCGUAUGAACAGAGGACUAAUGAAUGUUUCCACUGGGAAAUAUCGCGGCACCGGUGUCUUUAUCCCUAAACCAACCAAGGCUUGGAAGGAAUCGGAUGUUAAAAUGAUCAAAGGUGGGAGAAAUAGGCCAAGCUACUAUCAAGGCAAUGGAAUGACCGAGAAGGAAGAUUUGCGAAAGCAAGUGCCAGACUCUCCUCUGAUUUCAACUCAAAUCAUACAUUUGCCGGAUGAUUGGACAUAUGAAAUUUACUGAUGAAGGACUCCAAUGGAAGGAUAUAAUAAAAGCAGAUCCAUCCGUUUUAUUUCUGAAUUUCAAACAUGUAACUGUUCAAGCAUAGUAUCAACUGCAUGUGAAUCGCAAAGUUUUCUGGACUUGACAUGUCAACAACUUCACCUGAUAAUGCACAAUGGUAAUUGCUUCAAUCGA
This is a messenger RNA of Eucalyptus grandis, 2740 nucleotides long. RefSeq lists its product as uncharacterized. Gene Ontology annotation, molecular function: glycosyltransferase activity. Lineage: Eukaryota; Viridiplantae; Streptophyta; Magnoliopsida; Myrtales; Myrtaceae. The record is from RefSeq and is a predicted model, not a curated record. The transcript is spliced from 3 exons. The coding region runs from base 129 to 1607 and encodes 492 amino acids.